Messenger RNA from Blastomyces dermatitidis ER-3, 5842 nucleotides. RefSeq names its product PT repeat family protein. The transcript has 2 exons. The coding region runs from base 1 to 5832 and encodes 1943 amino acids. The record is from RefSeq and is a predicted model, not a curated record. Lineage: Eukaryota; Fungi; Ascomycota; Eurotiomycetes; Onygenales; Ajellomycetaceae.
AUGGCAGAUGAUACCCGGAGUACUAUCAAUGUUGCCAUUCGCCGGUCGAGCAAGUCUCCCGCCAUUUUCCUUGCUGCCUCCUUCACUGAGCCCGCUUGGGAACCGGUUGAGCUCGAUGUGAAGCCUCUCCCUCCAUCAGCAAGUCAGGAUACUACUGAGCAGACCAAUGGCCAUGUUCCAGACACCCAAUACGAAUUCUCAAAGUCAUUCGAGGUGGCACUAGGCAAGCACCAUUAUAAAUUUCGGGAAGGAUUGGAGGGCGCCUGGUUCUAUGACAAGGAUGUCGAAAGUGCUGUGGACAAUGAGGGGAACGAAAACAACGUUCUGGUAGUGGAACCCGUCACAGCUACCAAGAAGCCCACCGAUUCUCCUGAGAAGGAGGAUGCAGAGGAGGUAUCUAAUGAAGGUGUUGCUCCAGAUGCAGGGAAAGCUGAGGAGGUGGAAUUAGCUGAGGGGGAAAACAUUUCUGAUGCUAAGAAACCCAAUGACGCAUCCGUUGAACCAUCCCCUAGUAUUGCUGUCGUGGGAGAAGAUGUGAAGGACAUUAAAGACGACGAAGCGCCGGCUGAAUCUUUAGGGAAACUGGAAAUAGUUGGCAAUAAACCUGACGAUGAACCCUCCCUUGCCGAUACCACCAUAAAACCCGAUGUACCGAAAACUGAUGCCUCCGAAACUCCCACGACCGAGAACGUAGCACCAGAAAAGGUGGUGGCGGAUCAUGGCCAACCGACAACACCAGCUCAAGAUACAGAGAUCGUCGAUGAUUCCCCAACUACUGCAAAAAUCGAUGGGUCAAGAGCUGAAACUUCACCGAAACCUGUCCUAGAGGUUUGCGAAGCCCCUGUCGAAAAGCCACACGAGCCUGUAACUGAUCCCACAUCUGAACCCGAGGUCAAUGAGAAGUCAAUACUUGAGAAUGAGCCUGAGCACCCGCAAAUGGAGAAUAACGGAGGUCAAGCUACUGAACCCGCAGAGAAGGAUGGCCCCACAGCCUCGGAUGCUGACACCACUGCGGAACCCAUGGAAACGGAGCUAGUAGCCGAUAAAGGUACCGGUAGCGAUGACCCUUCACCAGCACCUGAACCCACCGAAACGCCUGAACCUACAUUGCAGGAAGUGGUGACCGAAUCUGCAGUUGAGGAGAAUGCUCCAGAGGUAGAAAAGCCUCUUGCGAUUGCCAAAGACGAACCUGCUAAGGAGAAUAGCCAACAAACAGAGGCUACAUCGGAUAUUGAGCCUCAAGAGGCAGAACAGAAAACCGUCGAACCGUCUGUCGAACCAGACAUGUCAACGAGUGAUGAGGUUCCUGAUUCGGCUCUACCCCCUGCGAAAGAGCCGGAAGAACCAAUGGAACCUGUUCCUACCGAACCUGCCCAGUCUGUCGAACCCUCCACCACCGUUGACACCCCUGCCGACCCCGAACCAUCCCACGCCGAGGUCGUAGUAGCGGAGGAAAUACCUUUGAUGAAUGGAGACGACAAGAAAGAAAUGGCAGACGACGAACAAGUGGAGGACAAACCCUCAAUCCAACAACUUCCAGAGACAACAUCAAAGGCGGGCAUUGCUGAGCCGGAUACCACACCUGAUACCAUUUCUGAAAACAAGACCGAGGAGCCAGUUGUGCCAGCCCCCGUGGAAACAACAUCUCCGGAAUCCGAGCAAUUGGCCUCGAAAGAGGAGGACUCUCAGGCUGAGAACAUUGCCGAUGGUGCUGAGUCACAGGAAGCUCAAGCUGACAAGGGGGAAAUGGUUGAGACAGGCGAAACAACUGUGGAAGUUGCAGAGCCAAUUGCCGAGGCAGCUGCGGAUGACGUCAUCCCGACCCAACCAACCGAAGAUAGCGCGGACCUGGAACAACAAAAGGCCGAAGAACCGCUGUCCCUUGCGACUGACGUUCCUAAGGAAUCAAAAUCAGAGUCAUCCAAACCUGUGAUUGAAGAUGUAGCUGCAAAAUCCGUCGACGAUGGCACUGGUGAUACUCCCAUCAUUGAGGAAGCUUCAGCUGCAGAGCCUGCCACUGCCUAUCCUGAUACCCCGGUGGUCUCUGAGGCUACACCUGGGCAGGAGGUUACUAGUACCCCUGAAGUUCCAGUGACCACUGAGACAGAGGAGCCACAAGCAUCCAAACCCGAAGAGGCUGUCAUUCUGGAACCAGAAUCAGUCGAGAAACAGGAUGAUUCAUCUAAGCCUGAAGAGUUGGAUGCUGCUGUAGUCGCUGAUGAAUCGGUGGCUCCUAAACCUGCCGAGGAGCCAGUAGUGACAGAACCUCAGGACGAUAUCGUUGCGGAACCCGAACCAGCAUCCCAAUCAGAUGCUUCAUCAACUGCAGAGCCUGACACGCCAGUGGCAAUUAAGGAGCCUGAGGCUCCCGAACCCGCUGAGGAUACAGUGCCUGAGACAGAGGUUGACUCUGGCGAAAAGCCAGUUGAACCAGUUGCUCCUGUAGAGACUCCAGCUGCCGUGACUGAUGAACCAGAAACCUCUGAACCAGCUGUGGAUGUAGCAGAAGUAGAAUCCUCUGCGCCGGUGCCUGAAACUGAAGUGGUCGACGACCACACUCCAGAGAAACUAGUGGAGCAGGAAGCUUCUAAGUCUAUCGACAAUGCGGAUCCAACAGAGGAUUCCACACCCGAUGUUGCUCCUAUCGUUGCCGGUGAAUCUUCUACUGUUGAAGAACAAACAGCCACUGAGCUUUCGGAAGAUCCUGAGCCCAAGCCUGCUGAUCCUGCCCAAGGCGAGCCCCCUACUAUUGAUGUAGCUGAAGCAGGAGUGCAGCCAACAGAACCCGAGACCUCGAAACCCAUGGAUGACCUAGUUCUGGAACCCGAGCCCGCUUUACAGACGACCAGUUCUGGUGGCCUCAAUGCUCCAGUAGAAACAGCACAGCCCGACAAAACAAAAGCUAGCGAUGAUACUGUCUCUGACCCCGCUGAACUUGCCGAACCUGCCAAGCCUGCCGAACCUGUCGAACCUGCUGAGCCUGAACUAACGACCCCCGAAGCUCCUGAGGCCUCAGUGAAAACAAUGGAGUCUGAAACAGUGCAGCCUGUCUACGAUGUUGCCUCUGAGGCAGCAGAUAUUGCUGAACCUGCUGAACCUGCUGAUGCCGAGCCGGUAACAGAAACUGAAACCGUCGAAACCCCCGAUGCCCCGGAGGAUCCGAAGGAGCCCGAAGUCUUGGAACCCGCCGAAGAUGCCACAGCAGAACAGGAACCUGAACCUGUCGCUGCGACUGCAACUCUAGACACCGCCCAGGCCCCGGAGGAGCCACCACACACUGAAACUUCGGUUAAUGCUGACGAUACUGCAACUCAACCUGCUAAAUCCGAGCCUGAACUUGCUUCUGGGGCGUCCGUCUCUGGAAUUGCUGAAGCCCCAGCAGAAUCAGUAAAACCAGAAGCCUCAGAAGCCAUUAACAAUGUUGUUACCGAACCGGAGCCGAUUGCGGAGGCCACAUCAUUGGAUGCUCCUGAAGUUUCAGCAGAACCGACAGCACCCGAGGCCUUGCUAGUUGCCGAUGAGGCUAUUGUCGAACCCACAGCUGAAACAGAGGUAGAUUCAACUGCUCCCGACUCUCAGAAAACUGUAGAAGCGGCUGCGGUAGAACUUGAAUCUACAGCGUCUGAAGAGGAACAGGAAGUGAUCGAAUCAGAAGAUAAUCCUAUUGCUCCUACUCCUGAAACCACACCGGUGGAUGCUCCCAAUGCAUCUGAGACCUCUGUUGCUCCUGCUGUACCAGAAGAGGCGGAAGCGGACAUUACUACCAGCACUCCGCUUGAGUCUAACGUGCCUGAAGAAGUUACUCCUGUUGCCGAGGAAAAUGUCGACACACCUGCUAGUGCACAGGAACCAGAGACAUUAGAAGCCCGUGAGGCUGAUGUCACCAAUCCCGCGUCGGAGCCUACUACUAUUGAUGAUUCAAAGGCCGCAGAGGCUCUUGCUCCAGCCCAAGAGCCUGAGGAAACUCCUGAGAUUCCCACACCCACGGAGGGACCUGAAGCCUCGAAAGCUACCGAUGAUGCCGUCCCUGACAAUGCGGGAGAAGAGGUGGCUACAAAUGACAAUCUCGCCGAUUCAAAAAAUGCGCAGCCAGAUACAGUUACUCCAGAGCUACCAGUGACUGAAGAACGCGUUGAGGAUGUUGCUAAACCUGUCAUCGCAGACGAACCUAUCUCUGACCCCGAACCGAUCGCAGCGGAGCAACCAGACGGUCCGACUCCCGACGAACCCGAAGUUGCCCCUGCUGAAGCUGCUGCCGCUGUGACCGAGCCAGAAACGAACGAGCCAAAUGAAGUGACUGAAACUGCUGUGGAACCCGAGAAUGUGGAGCAGGAGGCGGUAGAAAGUGAACAACCUGCCGUAACUUCCGCUACGCCCUCUGAGCUACCUCAACAGGCAGAUGCUCUUUCUGAAAUUGCUCAUGACAUUCCGGAGCCAACAGCCGAAAAAUCAAGCACUGAUCCCGAAAUCACGCCAUCCGCUGAACUAGUUUCCGAAACCAUCCUCGCCAGCGAACCAGUCACUGAACAUGGGCCGGAAGUUGUCGCUGAACCUACCACUGCUGUUGCUGUAGCAACCGAGACAGAUGCUCCUGCUUCUAAAGAUCUUGAAGUUCCAGAAAAAUCUGAACACGUCGAAAUAUCCUCUGUUAAACCUGCUGGGAAAGAGGAUGGUCUUGAGCCUCCUACGGGAACUGCUGCCCUUGGACAGUCUGCUGCUGAGAUAGUGGCUGACGAGCUAGAAGAAUCUUCCAAAUCAAAGGACGCGCCCGCUGCGCCUUCGCCCGAUGAAGUAAGGGAGCCGGAAUCUCAGGAACCCGAAGUUCCAAAGGAAAUCGCGGUCGAAAUUGUGCAGCCAGCUUCGCUAAAUACUUCUGAUUAUCCGCUCAUCGAAACGCCCAUAGAAGGUUCUACGAGUGAGCCAGUCAUGGCUGAUGACAACCAGGCGCCCGUCAAGGAGGCGCCCCCCGAGACACAGGCUAAACCUGAGCUGGAGGUCGCCGAUGCCCCAAGUGAAGAACCACGCGUUGAGGUAAACGGUAUCACAUCCAAAACACCACUGGAAGAUGUACCACAGGAGCCUGUAGAGGAACCGGCAGCGGCGAAGGUGGCAGCAGCAGCCCUAGCAACUGCGGUUGUUGGGGCUGGCGUCACCCAACUAGUUUCAAAUUCCAAAGAACCUGUAGCUGACAAAGAUAUUUCGUCGCUAAUCGGAGAAGCUCCGGCAGAAGUAGUAGCCUCUGCUGUGGAAGCACCAUCAUCGAGUGUUCCGGAAGCAACUCCUUCGGACAAGGAUAUGCCUAGCGCCAAGGGCGACACAGACAAGGCAGUGGUCAACGGCAACAAGCCCGCACCGGUUCCAGAAGCAGACGUGGAUGCAGCUGAGAGAGGUUUUACUCCCGCCAAAGCGCAGGAAGAACCAUUAGCUAAGGCAACAGAGCCUGUCGAGCCAGCCAAACAAUCUGUAGCAGAACGUUCCACGAAGAAACCUGACGUUGAAGCUCCUGUGCCAACUGCCGCUAGCGAAGCUGAGCCAAUUCCUUUGGAGUCGACUGAACCCGAACCAGCCUCCAAGCCAAGUGAGUCUGCCACAGCAGAUCCGACGACUACGACUACGGAACUAUCACCAGCGCUUGCUGCAACGAAGCCAGCAGGAUCAGGAGGAACUGACGGGUCGCGCCCCCCAACAGCGGGAGAGCUGUCCGCCACAUCGAUCACAAUCCACAAGAGAGAAAACUUCUUCAAAGCACUCUGGCACGCGAUUUUCACUAGUUUCUUCGGCGGCUUCUUUUCAGUUUUCCGCCGCGGCCGUCGCGAUACCCCCCGCCAGUAAGAGAAAUAUU